Molecule: messenger RNA, 621 nt
Organism: Alternaria arbusti
Lineage: Eukaryota; Fungi; Ascomycota; Dothideomycetes; Pleosporales; Pleosporaceae
Exons: 3
Coding region: 1-621 (206 amino acids)
Source: RefSeq, a predicted model, not a curated record
AUGCAUUUCCAGAAGCUCGCUAUUGUCUUUGCCCUUUCUGCCAUCGGUCUUGCUCAGGACGUUGACCGCGACGAUGUCCCCCAACAGUGCCGCCAAGUUUGCGAUUCAGUCACCAGGCUGACACGCGACUGUGACAACAGCACCAACGACGACAUGGCCGAGCGCCAAUGCAUCUGCAACGGCCAAAACGCAAACACUGCCGUUCCCCUCUGCGCAGCAUGCAUCAUGCAGAAUGGAGGAGAGAUGGACAAUGACGUAAACGACAUCGUCCGUGAAUGCGCCUUCACCACAACGUCCUACAACCCAUCCGCCGCUUCUACAGCACCCCCGGCUUCUGCUUCCGGUACGUCUGCCGCUCCGAACGCUUCGAACGCUUCUUCCAGCGGUCCCGGUCCCAUGACAAGCAUGUCAGGGACUGCUUCGCGUCCUUCUGGUAUGCCGUCUAACACCGCUUCAGCGACGGGUGCUUCCGGUUCUGGUGGUUCUGGCACUGGUAACAGUCCUUCGGGUACGGGUGCUGCUGGUUCCGGCGAUGGCCCUGGCAAUGCUGCACCCGCCAACAUGGCUUCUGCGGCUUUGGGACUUGGUGGUUUGCUCGCGGCUCUUGGACUUGCCUUGUAG